UUCCUCGCGACCUGCUGAGCUUGCUCUGCAUUCGAAAUUCGAUAGUCAUGGUAUUUGUUGGUCUUAUGGGGCUCAAAAUUUUCCCAAACAUUCCAUGCCUGUACUGACUCGGAGCGACCGGACCAAAGUUUUAUGAGGUUUUAUCCAGUGCCUUGCACUGGUAUUGUAGUUCUCCCAGGAUAAGACAACGAGAGACCUACAGGAGCUUAGGGGAUGCCGAACUGUGUUGCCCAGACUCUGCGUGAGUUCAGCGUGUAUCUCUAGCCGACUCAGACGCUUUUGCCUCAAGGACGCUUCGCAUGUCUCUGAAUUCUUUCACCCAAUCUCGACACCUCUCAGCUGCAGAUUACGGCCGAAUUUGGGCAAGCUCUAUCGACGGAGUACAGUACCGGUACAAACAACUCGCCGCCUACUCACUUUCUUCUCGGAUUUGUCUCCGCCUGGCCAAUGUGAUCGUUCUAACUUGACUAGCAUCACUCCGUGCUACCCAUGUGUUACGACAGGUUCUUCUUGUCCUGCGGGGUGUAGCGUCCUACCAAAGGUAAGAUCGCAAUGCAAUGUGAGGAAUUCCGUGGGGAUGACGGGGGUGGACAUAAGACCACAUUGUCUUUCGUGUGGGCUCCAUCCCCGCUGUUCUUCCCCGGCUCAAAUCAUGUCGC
This is a messenger RNA of Gloeophyllum trabeum ATCC 11539, 659 nucleotides long. RefSeq lists its product as uncharacterized. Bases 300 to 467 code for a protein of 55 amino acids. The record is from RefSeq and is a predicted model, not a curated record. The transcript is spliced from 4 exons. Lineage: Eukaryota; Fungi; Basidiomycota; Agaricomycetes; Gloeophyllales; Gloeophyllaceae.